Molecule: messenger RNA, 2109 nt
Organism: Apus apus (common swift)
Lineage: Eukaryota; Metazoa; Chordata; Aves; Apodiformes; Apodidae
Gene: SLC38A7
Product: solute carrier family 38 member 7
Exons: 11
Coding region: 255-1643 (462 amino acids)
Biological process (GO): amino acid transmembrane transport
Molecular function (GO): L-serine transmembrane transporter activity; L-alanine transmembrane transporter activity; L-glutamate transmembrane transporter activity
Source: RefSeq, a predicted model, not a curated record
GCCCCGGCGUGCAGCGGGCAGGGCGGUGCCGGGGCCGAGCCCGGCGGAGCCGCGACCGGGAGCAGCUCCGAGCGGCUCCCACCGCCCGCAGCGAGGAAGUGCCUGAUCCCCACCACCCUUCCGUGGUCCCGGCCUGCCUGUUGGCUCCCCCCAUGGAGCUGGUGCUGGCAGAGGACCCUCCUCAAGGUGGCUGGCUCAGCCUGCAGCAGCAGCAGCAGCACUAGGUGGGACGUGGUGCCACCCCAGGAGGGACGAUGGCUCAGGGCACCGGGAGCAUCAACAGUGACUACAAGGACUGGGAGUGGAGCGCUGACGCCGGGGAACGGGCCCGGCUCCUGCAGAGCCCCAGCGUGGAGACAGUGCCAAAGGGUGGAGAGAGCCCAGGAAAUGGUCUGGGAGCCACCUCGGCCUUGGGGGCCGUCUUCAUCGUGGUCAACGCUGCCCUGGGGGCCGGGCUGCUCAACUUCCCUGCUGCCUUCAGCAUGGCCGGCGGCGUGGCCGCGGGCAUCGCCCUGCAGAUGUGCAUGUUGAUCUUCAUCAUUGGAGGCUUGGUCAUCCUGGGGUACUGCUCGCAGGCCAGCAACGAGCGCACCUACCAGGAGGUGGUGUGGGCUGUCUGUGGGAAGGUGCCUGGUGUCCUCUGCGAGGUGGCCAUCGCUGUCUACACCUUCGGCACCUGCAUCGCCUUCCUCAUCAUCAUCGGAGACCAGGAGGACAAGAUCAUUGCUGCUCUGGUGACAGAGCCUGGGGAAGGUGGGAGCAGGCGCUGGUACACGGACCGCAAGUUCACCAUCAGCAUCACUGCCUUCCUCCUCAUCCUGCCCCUCUCCAUCCCCAAGGAGAUCGGCUUCCAAAAAUAUGCCAGCUCCCUGAGUGUGAUCGGCACCUGGUAUGUCACAGCAGUCAUCAUCAUCAAGUACAUCUGGCCUGACAAGGAGCUCACCCCUGUGGAGAUCCCCACCAGCCCCUCCACCUGGACAGCUGUCUUCAAUGCUGUGCCCACCAUCUGCUUUGGCUUCCAGUGCCACGUCAGCAGCGUGCCCGUCUUCAACAGCAUGAGGCAGCCAGAGGUGAAGACCUGGGGGGCGGUGGUGACGGCGGCCAUGGUGAUCGCUCUGUUCGUCUACACGGGCACAGGAGUCUGUGGCUUCCUGACUUUUGGAGCUGGCGUGGAACAGGACGUCUUGCUGUCCUACCCUUCCAACGACAUCCCUGUUGCCCUGGCCAGGGCCUUCAUCAUCCUCUGUGUCCUGACCUCCUACCCCAUCCUGCACUUCUGCGGCCGGGCAGUUUUGGAGGGUCUCUGGCUCCGUUACACGGGGGUGACAGUGGAGGAGGACGUGGUUCGGGAGCGGAGGAGGCGGCUCCUUCAGACCCUCAGCUGGUUCCUCCUCACCCUGCUCCUGGCGCUUUUCAUCCCCGACAUCGGCAAAGUCAUCUCGGUCAUCGGGGGCUUGGCUGCCUGCUUCAUCUUUGUCUUCCCAGGGCUCUGCCUGAUUCAAGCCAAGCUCUCUGAAAUUCAAGAAACCAGGGCGAUCAGCUGGUGGGCCCAGGUCUGCUACGGGGUCUUCAUGGUCACCCUGGGAGCCUUCAUCUUUGGACAGACAACUGCCAAUGCCAUCUUCGUGGAUCUCACAGCCUGACUCCUCCUCUGGGCUGGACCACGUUGCUGCUGUGGGGAUGUAGAUUUCCCCCCUGGGCCAAAGGGAAGUGGAAAGAAGACACGUUGGCUUGUUGGGAAGAUCCAAGAGGAGCGUUGUCACCUGGGGCUUGGCUGAAAGGGUCCUGUGGUGGUUUUUAUCUCCUUGUCUUCAGGCACCAGGCUUCUUCUCUCAGCCCCGAUUCCCUGGUGAGCAUCACUACAAGGGGACCUGUAGCCCAGGUCAAGCCCUUCCUGCCCCUCCAGGGUGGACAUCACCACCUUGGACAUCACCCAGGGGUGGUUGGGGGGGGGGGGUUUGUGAAGGCAUGCUGCUCUCCCCCUGUACCCCUGUGCUGGGGGAGCUCCUUUCCACAGCAGGAGCUCCCCCUUCUCCCAGUGUUGGUGGGAGACAGUGUGUUUUACAUAAAGGGACCCAGUCAUCCUGUCCAUCAGGGGCAACGUCCCCA